This is a messenger RNA of Zea mays, 1191 nucleotides long. RefSeq names its product triosephosphate isomerase, cytosolic. The record is from RefSeq and is marked provisional. Lineage: Eukaryota; Viridiplantae; Streptophyta; Magnoliopsida; Poales; Poaceae. The coding region runs from base 269 to 1030 and encodes 253 amino acids. Gene Ontology annotation, biological process: glycerol catabolic process; glyceraldehyde-3-phosphate biosynthetic process; gluconeogenesis. Gene Ontology annotation, cellular component: cytosol. The transcript is spliced from 9 exons. Gene Ontology annotation, molecular function: triose-phosphate isomerase activity.
CUACCCAGUUGAUUCCCAGCUGCGUAGAAAUACGAAAAGUUAUCUAUAACAUAGUAGUUGAUUUCACGGGUUUAAAUAUAUAUAAAAAAGAAAGUGAUGAAUUGGGAUCACAUGAGAGGCCACAAACCUCACCCCACCUAUAUUAUCCCGUGCCCCUUGUCUUUCUUCCUCCACAAGCAGCGAAAUCCAAUCUAGAAGCACCCCUCUCCCUCUCUCUCUCUUCGCCGUCCGAAGCUCCGCACCCCAAUCUAAUCGACACCUCACCGAGAUGGGCCGCAAGUUCUUCGUCGGUGGCAACUGGAAAUGCAAUGGAACCACAGAUCAGGUCGAGAAGAUUGUCAAAACCCUGAAUGAAGGACAGGUUCCCCCUUCAGAUGUUGUGGAGGUCGUUGUCAGCCCUCCUUAUGUCUUCCUUCCUGUGGUCAAGAGCCAGCUGCGCCAAGAGUUCCAUGUUGCUGCUCAGAACUGCUGGGUGAAGAAGGGAGGUGCUUUCACUGGUGAAGUCAGUGCUGAGAUGCUCGUCAACCUUGGUGUUCCCUGGGUCAUUCUUGGACACUCUGAAAGGAGAGCUCUGCUGGGAGAAUCAAAUGAAUUUGUUGGAGACAAGGUUGCGUAUGCCCUGUCUCAGGGACUAAAGGUCAUUGCAUGUGUUGGUGAGACCCUUGAGCAGAGGGAGGCUGGGUCUACCAUGGAUGUUGUUGCUGCACAAACAAAAGCAAUUGCUGAGAAGAUCAAGGACUGGAGCAACGUAGUUGUUGCCUAUGAACCAGUUUGGGCUAUUGGAACUGGUAAAGUUGCCACCCCAGCUCAGGCUCAGGAAGUGCACGCCUCCCUGAGGGAUUGGCUAAAGACCAAUGCCAGCCCUGAGGUUGCUGAAUCUACUAGGAUCAUCUACGGAGGCUCUGUAACUGCUGCGAACUGCAAAGAGCUAGCAGCACAGCCUGAUGUCGAUGGUUUUCUUGUCGGUGGAGCUUCUUUGAAGCCUGAGUUCAUCGACAUCAUCAACGCGGCCACCGUGAAGUCCGCUUAAGAUGCUACGCUGAAGACGAACAUACUUUUUUUUUGCUCAACUGUGCUAUGUAAGCUAGUAGCUUUUGCGCAGGAGCAGAGACUGUUUUGCCUGCCCCCAACUUCUAGCUUGAGCUUGCUAAUAAUGUUUACCUCUGGACGUAUCAAUAAUGGUGCUUAUGU